AUGUCCGACAUGUUCGCUACCUACGUCUGUGAAAGAGGUGGGAAGCAGUUCACACUGGAAAACAACAGAACACUGUUGUCUAUGAAGUAUUUGCACAGUUGGGUAAAUCACAGUGAAAACUUUGUGAACCCUAAUACUGGGACCCAUACUAACACUAUUGAAGGGUUGUGGGAGACGCGGAUCAAGCGUCACAUCAAGGCAAUGAGAGGCAUGGGCAUCGACCGUCUAGGCGCCUAUCUAGACGAGUAUAUGAGGCGAUCCUGGAUUUUCCCUGCUAAACCUACCUCGGGUCAAUUUAUGGCAGGCGUGGUAGUUGCAAUUUUAAGAAUCCAGUAA
Molecule: messenger RNA, 336 nt
Organism: Phytophthora nicotianae INRA-310
Lineage: Eukaryota; Oomycota; Peronosporomycetes; Peronosporales; Peronosporaceae
Exons: 1
Coding region: 1-336 (111 amino acids)
Source: RefSeq, a predicted model, not a curated record